Uncinocarpus reesii 1704 is the source of this 969-nucleotide messenger RNA. RefSeq lists its product as uncharacterized. The transcript is spliced from 2 exons. NCBI's taxonomy places the organism in Eukaryota, Fungi, Ascomycota, Eurotiomycetes, Onygenales, Onygenaceae. The record is from RefSeq and is a predicted model, not a curated record. The coding region runs from base 1 to 969 and encodes 322 amino acids.
AUGCGGGCCAUCGCGAUAUUCAUAUCCGUUAUUCAGCUUGUCGGAUUCAUCCUGCCUGUGCUUUCCACGCACAUUCCAGGCCACAGCCUGUCACACUCCGCCCCAUCGCUUCACGACAGCCUGCGCCGCGAUGCAUUGGACCACGCCGCUCGAGUCUCGCGCUGGGUGCGGCGGGCACCAUCCCCCCAGGCCGAGCCGCCCAUGUCGACCCCGAGACUGAACGAGCAGGAAUUCAAUCGGACGGCCACGGCAGCAUGUCUAGAUGCGUUGGCUCCAGUGCGGUCCGCGGUAAACCCCUCUGGGAUGGCCGCAUGCUACAACAUUCCCUUCUUCAACCUAACGACGGGGACUUUUGCUGCCGAUGUGAGGCUCUAUCAACUCUCUGACCCCAGGCUGGGUUUCGCCAGAGUGCCAUCGUCUCAAUACACAGUGGAGAUGAACAUUCCAGCGGCCACAGUCGCUUCCCCUGACCGAUUAGCAUCGAACGAGUCGACGGGCCCGAACAGUCCUAUACUACUGCAGGAUUUCAGGCAUAUAGGACAAUUAAAUCGCAUGCUUCAAUUUGACAAACUGAGCACUGAAGAUCUCCGCAUCCUCUUAAUUCCCAACAUAACCAUCACCGCACGCUCUACCUCCAACGAUUCCAUCAGCACAGCCCUCUCGUCCGACACCCUCUCGUACGUUUCUGGCUUCCUAAUGAACCAAGACCGCUCCCCCAAUAACAUCACGUUCCCCGACGCCGCUGCCAAAUUACCCGAUAUCAUCGCUGCCGCAACGAUAUUCGUCAUCCCCGGGACCGCCAUAGAGAUUUUUCCCGUAGGGCUAAUAGUGACCGGGAUAUGGACAGGGCUCUUCUUUCUGGUAGUGGGCCUGGGGACCCUGGGGCGAAUGCAGUUCCGGGAGCAUUUCCGUGGUAGGAUCCAGGCGGACGCGGCAAGGAAACGCGGUGGUUUCCUUUCGAGGUUUUAG